AGAAACGCCCACCCACAUGACCGGGAAAGUCACUGCAAACUGGAAAACACGCUGCCUGGCGCACACGCCGCUCAGGAGGUGCGGGAUUUGAGAAGAGACUCUGACUGAGGCGCAUCGGCGCAGGUUGCGUCAGUUAUUGCAUUUCCACGAGUGAGUCCGGCGUUUAGCGUGUCAUCGCAGUCUAGGCUGUUAACGCCAAUCAAGGCUCGGACGCCGCUGACCGCAACUGGCGCGAGCUCCGCUCCACGCAGUUUGUUGCCAGGGCGGAGACGCGCGCGGACUUUGAGCGUUUAACGCCUGCCUGCGCGGUGGGCGAGAGGCGAGCUGCGCGGUUCCCUGCCCCGUCGAAAAGUGGCCACUUGGCAAGGCAGCGGCGAUGCCGGUUGCGGACGGCGACGUGUUAGCGGACGGCGGCAGCGGGUCGCACGAGGGCAGGACCCCCAACGGCGCCCGGAACGACAACGUCCUCCCGGGGUCCCUGAGCAGCCCCGCGGCGGACAUCCUCAAGAACUUUUACCACACCAAGCGGGUCGGGAACUACCUGAUCGGGAGGAAGCUGGGAGAAGGCUCGUUCGCCAAAGUUAGGGAAGGUCUGCACGCGCUGACCGGAGAGAAGGUGGCGGUGAAGGUGAUCGACAAGCGGAAGGCCAAGAAGGACUCGUACGUGACCAAGAACCUGCGGCGCGAGGGCCAGAUCCAGCAGAUGAUCCGCCACCCCAACAUCACGCAGCUGCUGGACAUCCUGGAGACGGAGAACAGCUACUACCUGGUGAUGGAGCUGUGUCCCGGCGGCAACCUCAUGAACCGCAUCUACGACAAGAAGCGGCUGGACGAGCGGGAGACGCAGAAGUACAUCCGGCAGUUGGUGCUGGCGGUGGAGCACCUGCACAGGGCCGGCGUGGUGCACAGGGAUUUGAAGAUAGAAAACCUGCUGCUGGAUGAGCAGGACAACAUUAAACUCAUAGACUUCGGCCUCAGCAACUGCGCUGGGAUCUUGGGAUACUCGGACCCGUUCAGCACCCAGUGUGGGAGUCCGGCCUACGCCGCCCCGGAGCUGCUGUCCAGGAAGAAGUACGGGCCCAAAGUGGACGUCUGGUCCAUUGGUGUGAACAUGUACGCGAUGCUGACGGGGACGCUCCCGUUCACGGUGGAGCCCUUCAGUCUCCGAGCGCUGCAUCAGAAGAUGGUGGACAAGGAGAUGAACCCUCUGCCUCCCUCGCUCUCCACAGCCGCCAUCUGCCUUCUGAAGAAGCUCCUGGAGCCAGAUCCCAACAAGCGGCCCAACAUCCAUCAGGUGAUGGCCGACUCCUGGCUGCAGCUGGCCAACAAGAACACAGGGGCGCCGUACCUCAACAGGAUCCACAUUGAGGAAAUAAACCACACGGUGCUGCUGCACAUGACGGAGAAAAUGGGCUACAAGCACAGCGAGGUGCUGAGCGCCGUCCUCACCAACUGCGCCUGUCACACGCUGGCCGUCUACUUCCUGCUCAACAAGAAAAUGAAGAGGCUGUCCAAAGAAUACAGGGAGAUGCAGUUCCAGGAGAAAAAGAAGGGGGAGAAGCAAAAAGACGAGUACUUCCAGACCCAGUGGAGGAAACACGUGGACAAGCUCACCAUCCCGCCCAAGCAGACGCCCGUGUACCUGGCCGUGAGCAAGGGGCCCAGCAAGGAGAAGAAGCACAAGACAGGUCUCCUGCGUGCCCUAGCUGUUGGGCAUCGUAACUCCCCCCUGGCCCCGCCGGGCACCGUGGCCUCCUCCUCCAUGGAGUACCUGGAGAUCCACCCUCUGUUCCCCAACACGCCGCAGCAGCGGAGGCGCCUGGCCACCCUCCCGCAAGUCAACACAAGCCCCGAGCACAACAUUCCGGCGCCGCCGGCGCCGUCGCCCAUCGGCAUGCACUCCUUCGGGUCCCUUUCCAAAGCGGAGCAGAUGGAAGACACCCCGGCGUCGCCCUGGUACAAGCUGACCAACGGGACGCUGUCCCCGCCCCGCCACGUCUCGGCCUUCCAGCCCGACUCCUCUUACCUGAAAAAGGCCACCAUCCCCAGCCCCCCGGUGCUCAUCGUGAACCCGCAGCCCAAGAAGAGCCUGUCCUCGGAAUGGUGCGGCUCGUCCGACACCAGCGGCAGCCCCCCCAGCACCGUGGGGAGCCCCGGCAGCUCCGCUUUCAGCCCCCCCAAAUCCGCUUUCAGUCCCCUGAAACCCACGUCGGCUUUCAGUCCCCCGUCCAACAGCAGCAGCAGCGACCCCGACAGCCCCACGCACCGCAGCAAGUUCCCCUCUAUGGGAAUCGGACAGAUCCUCAAGAAGAAGGUGCAGCUGCAGCCGUUCACCUUCCGGCCGGAGCAGGUGGUGGAGGAAGUGGUUUCGCCGCCUCCCUACCCCAUGCAGACGCUCCUGUGUGCGUCAGGUGCACUCAAGACCCUCUGCUGAUGGGCACAGGACAGAAAGCGACCGACCCAACCACACACUGAGCUCGAGGCCCCUCUGAGCACUUCGUACGUGUCGGAGAGGUCUUCCAGCGUGGCCUUCUGAACUGAGAACUGUCCCUUUAUUGCAACUGAGCCACUUUUCUAGACAGACUUAAAAGGCAUUUGAGCGGGAGUAUAAAAGACUUCCUCUCUUGUUACAUAAUAAGAAGCGGCGACAUUGAGGAGAUGAGAUUUGAAACUCAUCCCUUUGCAAUGACUCAACCUCGUCAUGUCCUAAUUCCAGCGUGGACCUGGGACAUCAUGUAAUAUGGGCUUUGUGUGCGCACAUGUAUACAUAGACAACACUGUAUUAUAAACUGAGUUAAGGAGCUCUUGUAAUAUUACUGUAACUGGUUAUUAAUUGAGCCACAGACUGAUUCACACCAGCUAACAGGCCCCAACCUUCCCCUGACCCUGAUUACAUGUUCUAAGUGUUUUGUCUGUGUGAAAACUCUUCAGACCCACUGACUUCCAGCCAGCAGGCACUGUACCCUCAACGCUGCCUGGAUGAAGAAGCUCACUGCACUAUUCUUGAAACCAAAACCUGUAGUAACAACGGUGUUCAGCAUCUCUUACCUCACUGCAUUAUUCAUCCGUCGGCGUUGAACAGCUGUGGACUGUGACACAGUGUCUGAGCCUUAGUGCCAUUAGAACCGACACGCACGCGUACAGUAGGUAGCCGGAGUAAAGUCGUACUCCUACUUUCACAGUUAUAACUUUUUAUACAAGGCUUCGACCCACAGGGAAACUCACUGCCUGCUGAAGUCAAGAAAAGAUGACGGAACAGCAUAAAGGCCUUAUGAAACUGAUCAACCUCGCCAGCGGCCAAGAGGACCAAUAAGACCGUACCACCCAUAAAUACACCUUCUUUUUGUCUUAAUGCUGUAGUUCGUGCAAUAGUCUUAAGUGUAAACUGCAAUGACGAGUAUUUGCCAAGAGUGUGAAUAAUUGUGCUUGUAAAUACCAGUGCGACGCUUGUGUUUCUGCCGCCCGACGUAACCAGCAGCGGCUUCCGACGCGUCACGUCUUAGCUCCCAUCCAAAUCACCGCGGGACCUCUCUUCCUGUCCGGACGACAUGUUGCAUGCAAUGUUCCACCAACCGAACUGUACCGUCGACUUUUGAAAUGACGUCUUUGUACCUUCUUCUCUGGUUGAUACUGAGAUUGAUACGGACUCGAGGGGGGGUCUUUUGUAAGAUUUUCUUAUUGGACGGUUUUGUUUGAGUGUCAAGAGAUUUUUAUGCUGUAUAAAGUAUUUUAAAUAUUUAUACUAUA
Molecule: messenger RNA, 3747 nt
Organism: Betta splendens (Siamese fighting fish)
Lineage: Eukaryota; Metazoa; Chordata; Actinopteri; Anabantiformes; Osphronemidae
Gene: hunk
Product: hormonally up-regulated Neu-associated kinase
Exons: 9
Coding region: 377-2434 (685 amino acids)
Biological process (GO): protein phosphorylation; intracellular signal transduction
Cellular component (GO): cytoplasm
Molecular function (GO): ATP binding; protein serine/threonine kinase activity
Source: RefSeq, a predicted model, not a curated record